Molecule: messenger RNA, 573 nt
Organism: Lathyrus oleraceus (garden pea)
Lineage: Eukaryota; Viridiplantae; Streptophyta; Magnoliopsida; Fabales; Fabaceae
Exons: 1
Coding region: 1-573 (190 amino acids)
Source: RefSeq, a predicted model, not a curated record
AUGGAAAGAAUUGAACAAAACCAGACUACCAUGCGAGAAGAGAUGGCUCAAGUGAGGGCCCAACUAGGGCAACUCAUGGACAUCAUGCAGAAUAUCGUUCACCGACAAGAAGAGAAUCACCAGGCUAACUCAGGAGCCAAUGUCAAUGUGAACGCUACCAAUCACAUCAUGGGGAAUGGGGUUCCGAUUGUCACUCAGGCACAUGCUGAGGGGAUGCCUACCAAUCUGAAUGUUGCUCACACUUACCAUGUCCCUAUCCAUAGGGGUUCCCAAGCUGGUACAGAGGACCAUGAUGGACUCUUCUUCGUGCCUAGGAAUGAAUCGGUGUAUGAACCUUUCAGACCACCACAGGCUGAACUCGAAAGGAAACUCAAAAUGAUGGACGAAAGAGUCCGAGCCAUUGAAUUCCCUAACACCUUCGGGCUGGAAGCUGCUGAUAUGUGCUUGGUCAUAGGGGUCAACAUCCCAGCUAAGUUCAAAGUACUCACCUUCGAGAAAUGUCAGGGGAGUACUUGUCCCAAGACCCAUAUGCGGUUCUACUGUAGGAAAAUUAUGGCUUAUUCGGGCGACUAA